Molecule: messenger RNA, 1873 nt
Organism: Humulus lupulus (European hop)
Lineage: Eukaryota; Viridiplantae; Streptophyta; Magnoliopsida; Rosales; Cannabaceae
Exons: 14
Coding region: 434-1681 (415 amino acids)
Biological process (GO): biosynthetic process
Cellular component (GO): cytoplasm
Source: RefSeq, a predicted model, not a curated record
CAAGACUGAUGAAUGAGAUAGUUAUCUGUAACAUAAAAAUUUCUUUUGUUUUGUGGUAAAAGAGAAGGUGGAAACUUCCUACACAUUGGCUGUUUGUGCGUACUUAUCGGCAGCGAGUGGCAUUGAACUAUUAGCUUAGUCCUUUUUUAAACGUAACAUAUUGUAUACCAACGUUUUACACGAACGAAACUGUUGGAUCUUCCUUAAUCCUUUUUUACUUAUAAACCCACUCUUCUUACACACCCUGCUACCUUGCUAAACCGUACUUGUUUUUUUGGUAUAUAAUCAUUUGGUGGCUUUAGAUACGCAUAGUUCAUAAAUUUCCAUCUGGGUUCUUUUCUGUUGUGUCAAUUCUCUAAAGUUUUUGAAGAGUGGAGAUUUGAAGCACUUAAGUUUGUCUUUUGGCGAUCUGGGUUUGCUUUGGUAGAGGAUCAUGGGGAGCUCAGGUGAGAAGGUGGUUGCUGUGAUCAUGGUUGGAGGACCCACAAAAGGUACUAGAUUCCGUCCACUGUCAUUGAAUGUCCCAAAGCCACUCUUUCCUUUGGCAGGAGAACCAAUGGUCCAUCAUCCGAUUUCUGCUUGCAAAAGGAUUCCAAACCUGGCACAAAUAUUUCUCAUUGGUUUCUAUGAGGAGCGUGAAUUCGCAUUAUAUGUAUCUGCAAUCUCUAAUGAGCUUAAAGUCCCUGUGAGAUAUCUGAGGGAAGACAAGCCACUUGGUUCAGCUGGUGGACUCUAUAACUUCAGAGAUCUGAUCAUGGAAGACAGCCCGUCACACAUUUUCUUGCUCAAUUGUGAUGUAUGCUGCAGUUUUCCAUUGCCAGAAAUGCUUGAGGCUCAUAAAAGUUAUGGUGGAAUGGGAACAAUCCUAGUGAUUAAGGUUUCUGUGGAGUCCGCCAGUCAAUUUGGGGAGCUGGUAGCUGAUCCAACCACCAAUGAACUGUUGCAUUACACGGAGAAACCUGAGACUUUUGUUAGUGACCUGAUAAAUUGUGGUGUCUAUGUAUUCACACCAGAUAUUUUCACUGCCAUAGAGGGGGUUUCCACACAAAGGAAGGAUAGGGCUAAUCUGAGACGUCUAUCCAGUUUUGAAGCCCUCCAGUCAGCAACAAGGAGUCUGCCCUCAAAUUUUGUGAGGUUGGAUCAAGAUAUUCUCUCACCCCUAGCAGGGAAGAAGCAGCUAUUUACAUAUGAAACCAAGGACUUUUGGGAACAAAUCAAAACUCCAGGAAUGUCAUUGAGAUGCUCUUCUCUGUACCUUGCACAAUUCCGGCUCACUUCUCCAGAUCUUUUGGCUAAUGGGGAUGGCAUAAAGAGUGCAAAAUUUGUCGGUGAUGUUUAUGUUCAUCCAUCAGCAAAAAUACACCCAACUGCAAAGAUAGGACCCAAUGUCUCAAUAUCUGCAAAUGCUCGCAUAGGUGCGGGUGCAAGGCUCAUCAGUUGUAUCAUCCUUGAUGAUGUAGAAAUUAAGGAAAAUGCAGUUGUUAUUCAUGCUAUUGUUGGGUGGAAAUCUUCUAUUGGGACAUGGUCCCGAGUGCAGGCCAGUGGUGAUUACAAUGCAAAACUUGGGAUUACAAUUCUUGGUGAAUCAGUUUCUGUUGAAGAUGAGGUAGUGGUAAUUAACAGCAUUGUCCUCCCAAAUAAGACUCUCAAUGUCAGUGUUCAAGAGGAAAUAAUUCUAUGAUGCAACUUCUCUUAUGUCCUACAAAGGCAAAAAUAAUUCAAUGAUUCAAUCUCUUAUGUAUCAUAAGUUCAGCACUGGUUUUCCAGCUUUUUUCUUUUUCUUUUAAUAAAGGAACAUCGUCCUUAUUUUAUUAUUUCUGUAAAUUGAAGUCCCAAUAAAUCAGUAAUGAUAUCCCAAUUUUGUUCGACUUUU